GGAUCCCCUUGGUCGUCGCCUCUUUAUUUAGCCCUUUGGUCUUUGCUCCCUUAGCGCUGCGCUCUCCCCCCGGCGGUUCCUCAGUUCCCCUUACACUCACUGAUUGGCUCUCUCCACCUCCGCUUGCGAGUUGCGACAUGGGCUUCUAAUCGUUCUGCCUGACGUACCGUUUCCUCAAUUGUAUAACAUUUGAUCUUCGUGAUGUCCACAGUUUUGUUUCCCCUUUCUUCUACGCUUUAUCUACAACUCUUUCAACACCUUCGCUUCAUCACUUUCGUGGCUUCUUAGGCCUACAAGCCACCUGCACCAAGCUACUGAGUGGUGCGCAUUCACUUUUACCAUGACAGACCUUGGGUCGGCGCUGGAACACGCUGGCGGCAGUGGGAAGAAUAAGGAGGGCAUCUCGAUCGGGACCUUCCUUGCCUCCCUGGCCACUGCCAUCAUCGUCUUUGCCGUUGAAUUUCUGUGCUUUUUGCUGCUCAAGGGGAAACUCACUCGCAUCUACCAACCAAGGACCUAUCUGGUCUCUGACAGAGAACGUACUCAGCCAUCGCCGCCUGGUCUCUUUCGAUGGAUCGCUCCCGUGUUUCGCACUUCUAGUACCGAGUUUAUUCAAAAAUGUGGCCUGGAUGCGUACUUUUUCUUACGAUACCUGCGGAUGCUUCUUAAGAUUUUUGUCCCCUUGGGGUGCUUGUUGCUGCCAGUCCUUCUACCCUUAAACAAAGUGGGUGGCAAAGACACAAGCUACAAAAACAACACAAUAAGUGACGGCCAAUGGAAUGUUACUGGGCUUGAUCAACUUGCCUGGGGCAAUGUCAGACCAGAAAACACUUCACGGUACUGGGGCCACUUAAUCAUGGCGGUCAUCGCAAUCUUCUACGUAUGCGGCGUGUUCUUUGACGAGCUCAGAGGCUACAUCCGUCUCCGACAGGCUUACCUAACAUCGCCCCAACAUCGACUACGAGCGUCGGCGACAACGGUCUUAGUGACAGCCAUUCCGGAAAGCUGGCUCUCCGUGGACGCCCUCGAAACACUCUACGACGUCUUCCCGGGAGGAAUCAGAAAUAUUUGGAUCAACCGCAACUUCGACGAUCUCAAUGAAAAGGUGAAACAGCGAGAUGAGCUGGCUCUCAAACUGGAGGCUGCGGAGACGGAUCUGAUCAUCAAGUGCAAAAAGGCCCAGCUGAAACAAGCUAGAGCUGCAGCGAAAAAGACCGGAAAAAACCCAAACGCAGUCGAGACCCAGGAGAAGAAGGAUGCCGAUAGGAUGGCUUCCGAAAUGGCUCUGGAUGGGGGUGUCAGCUCCGGAAACCCACAUCAAGCCCGCACUCUGGACCAGAUCUUGCAUCGGACAAAAUCGAAAAAGAAGCCUGUAGAGCCAGGGCACCGCAAACGUCUCAAUCCGUUCGACCCUGCCAUGGAAGCAGCAGGGGCGGUUGGACAAGGUGUGGGCAAGCUAGGCAAAUCCAUGAUGGGAGGCAUCAGAAAAGUCGAGCACGGACUGGACGGAACGUUGACCCGAUCAGGAGGCUAUGUGCCCGAGGACGGCAUUUCUAUCCCUGAACAUCAUGCUGAGCAUGAGGAAAUCAAUGAAGCUAGCCCUGACGAGCCUCGGGUUUGGUUGGAGGAUCCCCGUGAUAAUACAGAACCUAUCGUGGAAGCUGGCGCAUCAGAGGCUCGACCGGUGUCAAGGCCAAAGCGACCCUUCUGGAAGAGUCAGUUAUCCAAGGACUCCAAGACGAGCCACAACAGCGAGCCCGAUGAACUCCCCUUGACCGCUCCAGAGUCUCCUGUUGAGCCGGAGGAGGCUUUUGACUCUGAAAGCAGUAACUCUCCGGUAAAGGAAAAGAGCAAGAGCGUGAACUUCAAAGAGGGUGACCGAGUGAAGGGUGAGGAAUAUCCCAUUGCUUACAACGAGGGAUUUGAGAACGAGGAAUUUGGAGAACCACUGUGGCAGAAGUAUAUCAAGCCAAAGGAUCGCGAUACAAUGCGGCUGCCCAUCUUCGGCAUUAGUUGGAUGCCGUCACUGUGGCUCAUUGGUAAGAAAGUCGACACCAUCGACUAUUGCCGUAAAGAGCUGGCUCGCCUGAACCUCGAGAUCGAAAUCGACCAACAGCACCCAGAGAAGUUUCCCCUCAUGAAUUCAGCCUUCAUACAAUUCAAUCAUCAAGUCGCUGCUCAUAUGGCUUGUCAGGCAGUUAGCCACCAUGUGCCCAAGCAGAUGGCUCCUCGCAUUGUCGAAAUCUCACCGGACGAUGUCAUCUGGGACAACAUGUCCAUCAAGUGGUGGGAACGCUAUCUGCGCACAUUCGGCAUCAUCGCUGUCGUCUGUGGGAUGGUGAUCGGCUGGGCUUUUCCGGUGGCGUUCACCGGCUUGCUGUCUCAACUUUCAUACCUGGAAGCUGCAUUCACUUGGUUGUCCUGGCUUUCCAAACUGCCCGCAUGGUUUCUCUCCGCCAUUCAGGGUGUGUUGCCUGCAAUCUGUCUGGCCAUCUUAAUGGCGCUUCUGCCCCUGAUCCUUCGUUUUCUUAGCCGAACCCAGGGUCUUUCGACGGGUAUGGCUGUUGAGCUUGCGGUUCAGAAUUACUAUUUUGCGUUCCUGUUCGUGCAGCUGUUCCUGGUGGUCACCAUUUCGUCCAGUUUCUCGACCAUUAUCAGCAAUGUGACCGAUGUCACAAGCUGGCCGGAGCUGCUGGCCCAGAAUAUUCCGUCGUCAAGUAAUUAUUUCUUCUCGUACAUGAUUCUUCAGGCAAUGUCGGUGAGUGCUGGAGCGUUGGUUCAGAUCGUCAACCUAGUAAGCUGGUUCAUCCUCGCCCCGAUCCUGGACAAGACGGCGCGCAAGAAAUGGGGCCGAACCACCAACUUGAAUCAAAUGCAAUGGGGCACAUUCUUUCCGGUGUAUACCACCCUGGCCUCCAUCGGGCUGAUAUACUGCGUCAUUGCGCCUCUCAUCUUGAUCUUCAACGUGAUUACAUUCGGUCUAUUUUGGUUUGUUUACCGGUACAACACACUUUACGUGACCAAAUUCCGUUUCGAUACCGGUGGGCUGCUUUUUCCUCGCGCCAUCAACCAGCUGUUCACUGGCCUGUAUGUCAUGGAACUUAGUCUGAUUGGACUGUUCUUUUUGGUCCGAGACACACAGGGCGAAGUUGCAUGCGAAGGGCAGGCGAUUAUUAUGAUCAUCGUCCUGUUCCUCACGGCUGGCUAUCAGUUCCUUUUGAACGACGCGUUCGGACCUCUAUUCCGCUACCUGCCUAUCACCCUGGAAGACGACGCGGUGCGCCGGGAUGAGGAGUUUGCGCGGGCUCAGAGAGCGCGACUGGGACUGCCGAACGAGGAGGAGGACCCGGCGGAAACAAUCGAGCACCAGCUCGCGGAACACGAGCAUCAGCAACAUGAAGUAGACCGGAUGUCGCGCGACAUUGAGAUGAAGACGCUGGAGUCUUCUUCGGAUCGCCAGUCCCACCAUCACAUGCAACGGCCACACCUCGGACCGCAUCGUACAUCCUGGGCUGAUCGGUCUCCGAACCGGCGGUCCCCAUACUACAAAACUCACUCGGACACGCAAGUGCCCAGUGUCCAACGGUUGCGUGACAAAAUUGCACAAGAUGCUGAGGCCCAAGGCCCUCCUUCCCGCAACCUGGGACCGACCCUUUUUGCUGGCAUUCAUGACGAGUUGGAGGACCUGACACCGGACGAGCGUGAUCAACUCACCCAACGGGCGUUCCAGCACGACGCAUUGCGUGCCAAGCGUCCAGUCAUCUGGAUUCCGCGAGACGAUCUAGGAAUCAGUGAUGACGAGGUGUACCGGACGCAACGGUUCAGCAAGCACAUCUGGGUCAGCAACGAGUACCAGGCGCUGGACGGGAAAUGCCACACCAUCUUCAGCCGCAGUCCACCAGAUUUUUCAGAAGUGGACCUGAUCCAAUUAUAAGCUGGCAGCUUGUAUGAUUGACGAUUCUUUCGAUUAGAUAUCCUGUCUUUUUCUUUCUUUCUUUUUCUUGUUACCGGCAUGCAUUUAUUGGCGUUGGGUGUAGUCACCAGAGCGGCAUGUAUUAGAAGGGUGUACAUAGUUAAUAAAGAUGCAAUAGAUUGCAGGUC
Molecule: messenger RNA, 4101 nt
Organism: Aspergillus sclerotioniger CBS 115572
Lineage: Eukaryota; Fungi; Ascomycota; Eurotiomycetes; Eurotiales; Aspergillaceae
Product: putative DUF221 domain protein
Exons: 3
Coding region: 341-3934 (1197 amino acids)
Cellular component (GO): plasma membrane
Molecular function (GO): calcium-activated cation channel activity
Source: RefSeq, a predicted model, not a curated record